Molecule: messenger RNA, 510 nt
Organism: Macrobrachium nipponense
Lineage: Eukaryota; Metazoa; Arthropoda; Malacostraca; Decapoda; Palaemonidae
Product: prostatic spermine-binding protein-like
Exons: 3
Coding region: 1-510 (169 amino acids)
Source: RefSeq, a predicted model, not a curated record
AUGACGACGACGACGACGAUGAAGAUGAUGAUGACGAUGGAGAUGAUGAGGAUAAUGAUGAUGACGAGGAAGGUGAUGAUGAUGAUAAUGAUGACGAUAAUCAGGAAGAAAAAUGAUGAUGAUGACAUUGAAGAUGCUGAUGACGAUGAUGGAGAUGAUGAUAAUGAUGACGGCGAUGACUAUGCAGAUGAUAAUGACGAUAAAGAUGGUGAUGGUGAUGAUGAUGAUUUUGACGAUAAUGAAGAUGACGAUGAUGAUGAUGAUGACGAUGAUGAUUACGUCGACGACGACGACGAUAAUGAUGAUGAUGAUAAUGAUAAUGAUUACGAUGAAAAUGAUGAUAAAGAGGAUGGCGAUAGGGAUAAAGAUGAUGACGAUGACGAUGAAGAUGAUAAUGAUGGUGACGAUGAAGACGAUGACGCCAAGGCAUUUAAAACAACAGAGACGCUUACCAAGAUGAGCGUGAGUAUUCUGGUAAGCAAGGCCAAGGCCAAGAUCGGGGAGAAGUAG